GCGCUCACACCGCUUAGGCCUCCAGUACACACUGAAUCGCCGCUGAGGCGCGAAGUAUCGUCGCGAGUGUAACACACGGGCGCACGUUGUCAAGCUGGUUCUGUUCCCGAGAGCUGAAUACCUGAGUGAGCAGUGUAUCGCAGCGUGCAGGACAUCUGGUUCUACGAGACGGUUGGUGUCGGAGUGCGCGGCGGUGGUGCCGGGUGUGAUGCGCAGUCACCGCGGCUGCUAGCGGCGACGGGAUGGGGUCGCGCGGGGGCGCGGGGGGCGGGGGCGGGGGCACGGCCCGCUCGCGGGGUGAGGCGCAGCGCGCGCUCGACGAGUUCGAGGAGCUGGCGGGGCUGCGCGGGGGCGGCGAGGGGGGCGGCGGGGGAGGCGGCGGCGGGGGAGGGGAGGAGCGCAGCACCUACGUGCUGGAGCACCUCGCCACGUUCACGGUGACGCGCGAGACCGGCAUCGUGUACCCCGCGGACGGCAUGCGCCGCCUGCUGCAGCUCGAGAAGACUAACGGAAUAUGGAGCCAAAAGAUGCAACUAUGUCUGGAGGGCCAGUGGGUGCUGGUCAUGGACUACGAGACAGGGUCUAUAAUGGAGCGGUUCCCGGCGUCGUGGGUGCACUCGCCGACGGCGUUCACGUCGCCGGAGCCGGCGGAGCUGUACAACAACGUGCUGGCCUUCGUGGUGGGCGCGGCGGGCGAGGGCGGGGGCGCGCCGCCCGGGGGCGCGCAGGCCGGGGGCGCCGCGCCCCGACGCGAGCUGCACAUCUUCCAGUGCCACGACGUCAGCGCCCAAGUACUGGUCGAGGAACUCAAUGCGCUCAAGGGCGUGAGCGGCGCGGGCGCAGGCGAGGGGCGCGCUGACUUCAUCAUAGAGCGAGAGCGCGAGCGGGAGCGGGACAGCGAUGCCGAGCGGCCGCGCAGACAGCAAAUGUCAGCACAGCUGGGGCGCAUCGACCGCAGCGAGCGAGCGGAGCGCGGCGAGCGCGGCGGCUCCGGCGGCGAGCGGGACGACGCGUCCUCCACGGGCUCGGAGCGGCUGUACGAGCAGGACAUCGCCAUCCUCAACCGCUGCUUCGACGACAUCGAGAAGUUCAUCGCGCGGCUACAGCACGCGGCGGCGGCGCAGCGCGAGCUGGAGCGGCGGCGGCGCUCGCGCGGGGGGCGGCGCGCGGGCGGCGGCGCGGCCGGCGAGGGCAUGCUGGCGCUGCGCACGCGCCCGCCGCCCGAGCGGGACUUCGUGGACGUGCUGCAGAAGUUCAAGCUGUCCUUCAACCUGCUGGCGCGGCUGCGCGCGCACAUCCACGACCCCAACGCGCCCGAGCUGGUGCACUUCCUGUUCACGCCGCUGGCGCUGAUCGUGGACGCGGCGCAGGACGCGGCGGACGGGCGCCUGCCCGCGCGCGUCGUGCAGCCGCUGCUCACGCGGGACGCGCUCAACCUGCUCGCCAACUGCGUCACCAGCAAGGAGACCGAGCUGUGGCACUCGCUCGGGGACGCCUGGCUCGUGCCCCGGGAGCAGUGGAAGACUACCAUCCCGCCGUACCAGCCGGUGUUCAUGGACGGCUGGAGCCCUGACUACCAGGUGGACGACCAGCCGCUGCGCAGCGAGGUAGCGUCCCCGCGCGGGCGCUCGCCCCCGCGGCGUAGCUCGGCGGCGCGGCCCGAGCCCCCGCCGGACCCCGCCGGCUACGAGCGCUACGAGCGCGACGAGACCGACCUCUACGCCGAGCAGUACGCCCCCUACCCCAGCAGCAGGAACAUGCGCGGCAUGGGGCGCGAGGACUCGGGCUCGGCGGCAUCCUCCCCGGACCGCGAGCAGGCGUACCGAGCAGACCGGGACGACGACGACCUGGGCGAGGCGUGGGCACGCGGCGUGAUGGCGCGCGGCGGGCGCGUCGUGCGCGUCACCUACCCGCGCACCGCCAACAACGACAAGGAGCUCACCGUGGUGCGCGGCGAGUACCUCGAGGUGCUGGACGACUCGCGCAAGUGGUGGAAGGCGCGCAACCGGCGCGGCGUGACGGCGCACGUGCCGCACACCAUCGUGGCGCCGGCGCUGUCGCCGCCCGCCUCGCCGCAUCUCUACCCCAACCCCAUCUACACGCACUACCAGGAGGGCGCGGCGGGAGGCGCCGGCGGUCGCGGCUCGGGUGGCAGCAGUCCUGUGGGCGCGGCGGAGCGAGCCGCGGUCCCGCCCCCACCCCCGCCGCCGCCGCCACCCCCUCCCGCGCCCCUCACACCGCCCGCGCCGCGCACCGACACCAUGAAGUCGAUAAAAUCGGUGGCGAGCACGAGCGGUGACCUCCAAGAGGAGCUGAAGAUGGUGCUGCCGGCCAUCCAGCAGCGCAAGAACAAGCUCGACCUUAAGAAGACGCCUGAUGUCUUCAUAGACCAGAAGUCGAACCCGGACGAGGUGGCGGAGUGGCUGGAGGCGAAGGGCUUCAGCGCGGGCACGCGGCGCGCGCUGCGCAUGGCGGGCCACCAGCUGUUCGGGCUCACGCGCGCGCAGCUGGAGCAGGCGCUGGGCGCCGACGAGGGCCGCCGCCUCUACAGCCAGAUCCUCGUGCAGCGGAACGUCUCCGGGUACAAGACUACUUCAGCGUCCGAGCUGCAGAGCAUCCUGCGCAAGGCGCGCGAGAAGGUCGAGGUCUCGUGAUCGAGACACACGCACACACGCGGACACACGCACACGGUGACAGCGACGACGACGCCACCUACUGCUGACAUACACACAAGUUUCGUGUGUCGAUCAACGAUCGUCGGGAGAGGAAA
Messenger RNA from Trichoplusia ni (cabbage looper), 2770 nucleotides. Its product is annotated as epidermal growth factor receptor kinase substrate 8-like protein 1. Lineage: Eukaryota; Metazoa; Arthropoda; Insecta; Lepidoptera; Noctuidae. The record is from RefSeq and is a predicted model, not a curated record. Gene Ontology annotation, biological process: regulation of Rho protein signal transduction; Rho protein signal transduction. The transcript is spliced from 16 exons. Gene Ontology annotation, molecular function: actin binding. Gene Ontology annotation, cellular component: plasma membrane. The coding region runs from base 243 to 2654 and encodes 803 amino acids.